Molecule: messenger RNA, 18906 nt
Organism: Lineus longissimus
Lineage: Eukaryota; Metazoa; Nemertea; Pilidiophora; Heteronemertea; Lineidae
Product: mucin-17-like
Exons: 36
Coding region: 1-18906 (6301 amino acids)
Source: RefSeq, a predicted model, not a curated record
AUGCAGGCAGGGGACAUUCUCGGGUUUGCUAACCUCGAUGACAACAAGGCUAGCAUAGCAGCGAACUUUGACUUUGAGGAGACAAUUUUCAAUUCACGAUUCAACAGCCUUGAUGAGUUUCCAAAAGUCGGUGGUGAUGUGGAGAUAAAAGUGGUGGCGUUUGCGUACAAGUACUCACUGUCGGCAUAUUUGGCGACACACCCGGAUCAUUGUCCUACCUAUUCACCUCUUCCAACAAAUCGGGAUUGUGAUAAACCAACGGUAGCAGCGACGACAUUAGCUGUACCAACCACACCAGCGGCCUCGAUGACAACUGCCGAUCCUACGACAGAAGCCGUUCCUGCCACAACGGCUGCUCCUGCCACAACGGAUGCUCCUACCGUACACACUGAGCAAACUGCUAUACCUACGGUUGAAAACAUAGGCAGUUCAACUGUACCUGUGGUAACAGUGUCAACAGUCGUUGCUCCUAUUACGACGGACGGGGCUACCGUUUUGCCAACAACCUUUGGUGAAACAACAGCUACUGUGGAUCCAACUACUGUUGAACCUGCAACUACUAUGGAACCAACGACUGCUGUUGAACCUGCAACUAGUGUUAAGCCGACGACAACAGCUGAUGCGAGAACCACAGUGGAGGCAACAACAGGAACUGUCGUUUGUGGAUCUCCAUUUCCACCUUACGUUGCAGCUAGUGAACAAAGUGCCACAACUGGAAACGAUAUCCAAGCAGGAUUGUUCCCGUCACCAGUUGGCCAAUGGAUCACGGUAUUGUCUGAUACGGCCGUCCCUUUCGACGGAUACAUUUGCAGCUUCAGCGCCUAUUUCAGUGGCCUAGGUGCUGUGAGGUUCCAGAUCUGGCGAGAUGCGCCCUCGACUGGGGAAACCACAUAUGAGCUGAUCGGCGAGCAGGAAUUUGCGCCUACAUCGGCCGGAGCUGUUACGGUUUCCAUCGAUGAUUGGUCUUCCCCGAUCAAGGUUAAAACGGGCGAUCAUAUAGGAUUUGCCAAUUUGGAAAACAAUCGAAGGAGUAUUUCAGUUGGCUUCGGGUCGACCGAUGCACACUACGAGACCUUCAUCACGUCGCCAGAGGUUGGUGACACGAAGGGGUUUACAAAACUGACAUUUACCUACCUGUACUCACUAUCAGCGAGUGUUGUGACACACCCACAAUUAUGUGAGAAUUAUGUAGAACCAACACAAGAUCCAAGAUGUCCAAUAGAACCAUCCUCAACUUCCCAAUCACAAGCUGCUACUACAGUGUCAGCAACAACCACUCCUGAAGCUGUUGAACAAUCAUCGACUCCUGUCCCUGCAACUACCAUGAAGUCAGAAAAUACUCCUGAAGCUGCAACUACAAUGGAAUCAACAGCUACUCCUAAAGCUGCAACUACGAUGGAGCCGACAACUACUCCUGAUACAGCAAAUACUAGGGAACCAUCAACUACAUCUGAAGCUGCAACAACCAUGGAACCAACAACUAAACCUGAAACCGCAACUACUAUGGAGCCAAAAACAACUUCUAAAUAUGCAGUUUCUAAGCAACCAACAACGAUUCCUAAAGCUGGAACAACGAUGAAAUCAACAACUACUCCUGAAGCUACAACCACCAUGGAGCCGACACUUCCACCUGAUGCUGCAACUACCAUGGAACCGACACUUACACCUGAAGCUGCAACUACGAUGGAGCAAACAAGCACUUCUAAAGGUGCAACUAGUAAGCAACCAACAACUACUCCGGAAGUUGCAACUACGACAAAGCCAACAACCACUCCUACAGCUUCAAUUACAAUGGAGCCAACAACCACUCCUAAAGCUUCAACUACUAUGGAACCAGCGACUACUCAAGAAGCUGCAUCUACAAUGGAGCCAACAACUACUCCUAAAGCUUCAACUGCUAUGAAACCAGCGACUACUGAAGAAGCUGCAAUUACAACGGAGCCAACAAACACUCCUAAGGCUGCAACUACAAUGGAGCCAACAACUACUCCUAAAGCAUCAACUGCUAUGGAACCAGCGACUACUCAAGAAGCUGCAACUACAAUGGAGCCAACAACCACUCCUAAAGCUUCAACUACAAUGGAACCAGCGACUACUGAAGAAGCUGCAAUUACAACGGAGCCAACAACCACUCCUAAAGCUUCAACUACCAUGGAACCAAUGACUUCUCAAGAACCUCCAACAACCACUCCUAAAGCUGCAACUACCAUGGAACCAGUGACUACUCAAGAAACUGCAACUACAACCGAGCCAACAACCACUCCUAAAGCUGCAACUACAAUAGAGCCAACAACUACUCCUAAAGCUUCAACAACCAUGGAACCAGUGACUACUCAAGAACCUGCAACUACAACAGAGCCAACAACCACUCCUAAAGCUGCAACUACCAUGGAACCAGUGACUACUCAAGAAACUGCAACUACAACCGAGUCAACAACCACUCCCAAAGCUGCAACGACAAUGGAGCCAACAACUACUCCUAAAGCAUCAACUGCUAUUGAACCAGCGACUGCUCAAGAAGCUGCAACUACAAUGGAGCCAACAACCACUCCUAGAGCUUCAACUACUAUGGAACCAGCGACUACUGAAGAAGCUGCAAUUACAACGGAGUCAACAACCACUCCUAAAGCUGCAACUACAAUGGAACCAACGACAACUGAAGAAGCUGCAAUUACAACGGAGCCAACAACCACUCCUAAAGCUGCAACUACAAUGGAGCCAACAACCACUCUUAAAGCUCCAACUACAAUAGAGCCAACAACUACUCCUAAAGCUUCAACAACCAUGGAACCAGUGACUACUCAAGAACCUGCAACUACAACGGAGCCAACAACCAUUCCUAAAGCUGCAACUUCAAUAGAGCCAACAACUACUCCUAAAGCUUCAACAACCAUGGAACCAGUGACUACUCAAGAACCUGCAACUACAACAGAGCCAACAACCACAACUGCAACUACAACGGAGCCAACAACCACACUUAAAGCUGCAACUACAAUGGAGCCAACAACCACUCCUAAAGCUUCAACUGCUAUGGAACCAGCCACUACCCAAGAAGCUGCAACUACAAUGGAGCCAACAACCACUCCUAAAGCUGCAACUACAAUAGAGCCAACAACUACUCCUAAAGCUUCAACAACCAUGGAACCAGUGACUACUCAAGUACCUGCAACUACAACAGAGCCAACAACCACUCCUAAAGCUGUGACUACCAUGGAACCAGUGACUACUCAAGAAACUGCAACUACAACCGAGCCAACAACCACUCUCAAAGCUGCAACGACAAUGGAGCCAACAACUACUCCUAAAGCAUCAACUGCUAUUGAACCAGCGACUACUCAUGAAGCUGCAACUACAAUGGAGCCAACAACCACUCCUAGAGCUUCAACUACUAUGGAACCAGCGACUACUGAAGAAGCUGCAAUUACAACGGAGUCAACAACCACUCCUAAAGCUGCAACUACAAUGGAACCAACGACAACUGAAGAAGCUGCAAUUACAACGGAGCCAACAACCACUCCUAAAGCUGCAACUACAAUGGAGCCAACAACCACUCUUAAAGCUCCAACUACCAUCGAACCACCAACAACCACUCCUAAAGCUGCGACUACCAUGGAACCAGUGACUACUCAAGAACCUGCAACUACAACCGAGCCAACAACCACUCCCAAAGCUGCAACGACAAUGGAGCCAACAACUACUCCUAAAGCAUCAACUGCUGUUGAACCAGCGACUACUCAAGAAGCUGCAACUACAAUGGAGCCAACAAGCACUCCUAAAGCUUCAACUACAAUGGAACCAGCGACUACUAAAGAAGCUGCAAUUACAACGGAGCCAACAACCACUCAACCUGCAACUACAACGGAGCCAACAACCACUCCUGAAGCUGCCUCUACAAUGGAGCCAACAACUACUCCUAAAGCUUCAACAACCAUGGAACCAGUGACUACUCAAGAACCUGCAGCUACAACAGAGCCAAAAACCACUCCCAAAGCUGCAACUGUAAUGGAGCCAACAACUACUCCUAGAGCAUCAACUGCUAUGGAACCAGCGACUACUGAAGAAGCUGUAAUUACAACGGAGCCAACAACCACUCCUAAAGCUGCAACUACAAUGGAACCAGUGACUACUCAAGAACCUGCAACUACAACGGAGCCAACAACCACACUUAAAGCUGCAACUACAAUGGAGCCAACAACCACUCCUAUAGCUUCAACUGCUAUGGAACCAGCCACUACUCAAGAAGCUGCAACUACAAUGGAGCCAACAACCACUCCUAAAGCUGCAACUACAAUAGAGCCAACAACUACUCCUAAAGCUUCAACAACGAUGGAACCAGUGACUACUCAAGAACCUGCAACUGCAACAGAGCCAACAACCACUCCUAAAGCUGCGACUACCAUGGAACCAGUGACUACCCAAGAAACUGCAACUACAACCGAGCCAACAACCACUCCCAAAGCUGCAACAACAAUGGAGCCAACAAUUACUCCUAAAGCAUCAACUGCUAUUGAACCAGCGACUACUCAAGAAGCUGCAACUACAAUGGAGCCAACAACCACUCCUAGAGCUUCAACUACUAUGGAACCAGCGACUACUGAAGAAGCUGCAAUUACAACGGAGUCAACAACCACUCCUAAAGCUGCAACUACAAUGGAACCAACGACAACUGAAGAAGCUGCAAUUACAACGGAGCCAACAACCACUCUUAAAGCUGCAACUACAAUGGAGCCAACAACCACUCUUAAAGCUCCAACUACCAUCGAACCAGUGACUACUGAAGAAGCUGCAAUUACAACGGAGUCAACAACCACUCCUAAAGCUCCAACUACCAUCGAACCAGUGACUACUCAAGAACCUGCAACUACAACGGAGCCAAUAACCACACCUAAAGCUGCAACUACAAUGGAGACAACAACCACUCCUAAAGCUUCAACAGCUAUGGAACCAGCCACUACUCAAGAGCCAACAACCACUCCUAAAGCUUCAACUCCUAUGGAACCAGCCACUACUCAAGAAACUGCAACUACCACAGAGCCAACAACCACUCCUAAAGCUGCAACUACAAUGGAGCCAACAACUACUCCUAAAGCUUCAACUACCAUGGAACCAGUGACUAAUCAAGAACCUGCAACUACAACGAAGCCAACAACCACUCCUAAAGCUUCAACAACAAUGGAGCCAACAAUCACUACUAAAUCUUCAACUACUAUGGAACCAACCACGUCUAAAGAAGCUUCAUCUGCAAUGGAGGCACUAACCACUCCUAAAGCUUCAACUACCACGGAACCACUGCCUACUCAAGAACCUGCAACUACAAAGGAGCCAACAACCACUCCUAAAGCAGCAACUACAAUGGAGCCAACAACCACUCCUAAAGUUUCAACUACUUUAGAACUAACGACUACUCAAGAAGCUGCAUCUACAAUGGAGUCAACAACCACUCCUGAAGCUGCAUCUACAAUGGAGCCAACCACCACUCCUGAAGCUUCAACUACCAUGGAACCAGUGACUACUCAAGAACCUGCAACUACAACGGAGCCAACAACCACUCCUAAAGCUGCAACUAAAAUGGAGCCAACAACCACUCCUUAUAAAGCUUCAACCACUAUGGAACCAGCGACUACUGAAGAAGCUGCAAUUACAAUGGAGCCAACAACCACUCCUAAUGCCGCAACUACAAUGGAGCCAACAACCACUCCUAAAGUUUCAACUGCAAUGGAACCAGUGACUACUCAAGAACCUGCAACUACAACGGAGCCAACAACGACACCUAAAGCUGCAACUACAAUGGAGCCAACAACCACUCCUAAAGCUUCAACUACUAUGGAACCAGCAACUACUGACGAAGCUGCAAUUACAACGGAGCCAACAACCACUCCUAAUGCUGCAACUACAAUGGAGCCAACAACAAUUCCUAAAGCUUCAACUACCAUGCAACCAGUGACUACUCAAGAACCUGCAACUACAAUGGAGCCAACAACCACACUUAAAGCUGCAACUACAAUGGAGCCAACAACCACUCCUGAAGCUUCAACAGCUAUGGAACCAGCCACUACUCAAGAAGCAGCAACAAUGGAGCCAACAACCACAUCCACUAUGGAACCAGCGACUACUCAAGUAUAUGCAUCUACAAUGGAGCCAACAACCACUCCUGAAGCUUCAACUACUAUGGAACCAGUGACUACUCAAGAAGCUGCAACUACAGUAGAGCCAACAACCACUCCCAAAGCUGCAACUACAAUGGAGCCAACAACUACUCCUAAAGGAUCAACUGCUGUGGAACCAGCGACUACUCAAGAAGCUGCAACUACAAUGGAGCCAACAACCACUCCUAAAGCUUCAACUACUAUGGAACCAGCGACUACUGAAGAAGCUGCAAUUACAGCGGAGCCAACAACCACUCCUAAAGCUUCAACUACUAUGGAACCAGUGACUACUCAAGAAGCUGCAUCUACAGUGGAGCCUACAACCACCUCUAAAGCUGCAUCUACAAUGGAGCCAACAACCACUUCUAAAGCUUCAUCUACUAUGGAACCAGCGACUACUCAAGAAGCUGCAUCUACAAUGGAGCCAAUAACCACUUCGAAAGCUUCAACUACUUUGGAACCAGCGACUACUCAAGAAGCUUUAUCUUCAAUGGAGCCAACAACCACUCAGAAAGCUGCGACUUCUAUAGAACCAGCAACUACUCCUAAAGCAUCAAGUACCAUGGAGCCGACCACUUCUCCUGUAGCUGCAACUUCUUUAGAGCAAACAACCAUUCUUGAAGUUUCAAGUACUAUGGAACCAGCGACUUCUAUGGAAACCAGAACCACUCCUAAAGCUGCAACAACAAUCGAACCAUUAACUACUCCUCCAGCUGCAACUACUAUCGAAACAACAACUACUUCUAAAGCUUCAACUAAAAUGGAGCCGACGACUACUAUAACACCAACAACUUAUCCUGAAGCUGCAAGUACGAUGGAGCCAACGACCAAAUCUGAUCCUGGAACUUCUAUGAAACCAACAACUACUUCUGAAGCUGCAACUACGAUGGAAUCGACAUUUACUGCUGAAGUUUCAGGUACAAUUAUGCCAACAACUACUCCUGACGUUGCAAUUACUAAGGAAGUAACAGCUACCCCUGAAGCUUCAACUACAAUAGAGGAUACAAUCGUUCCUGAAAUUGCAUCUACGAUGGAACCAUUAUCUACUCGUGAAGCUGCAACUACAUUGGAACCAAAAUCUACUCCUUUAGCUUCGACUUCAGCGGAGCCAACAAUUUCUUUCGAAGCAUCAACUACUGUAGAACCAGCAACUACUCCUAAAGCUUCAACUACUAUGGAACCAACAACUACCCCUGAAGUUGCAACUUCUAUGGAACCAACAACCAUUCCGAAAGCAGUAACUACAGUGGACCCAACAACUUUUGAUGAUGCUACAACUACGAUGGACCCAGGAACCACACUUAAAGCUGCUACUACUAUGGAACCAACAACUACUCCUGAAGCUGCAACUACUUUGGAACCUUCACCUACUCCUGAAGCUGCAACUACCAUGGAACCAACUAUGGAACCAACUACUUUUGAAGCAGCAACUACUAUGGGAGCAACAAUGACUGCUGACGCUGCAACUACUGUGGAACUUACGCCUACUCCUGAAAUAACAACUACUAUGGGAGCAACAACGAAUCCUGAAAUUUUAACUACUAUCCAGCCAACAACCAUUCCGAAAGCAGCAACUACAGUGGAACCAACAACUUUUCCUGAUGCUGCAACUACAACAGACCCAGCAACCACUGCUAAAGCUGCUACUACUAUGGCACCAACAACUGCUCCUAAAGCUGCAAGUUCUAUUGAACCAACGACUACCCCUGAAGUAGCAACUACUAUGGAACCUACACCUACUCGUGAAGCAGCAACUACUAUGGAACAAUCAACUGCUCCAACUGCUGCAAUGACAAAGGAAACAACAACUAAUUCUGAAGCUGAAACUACAAUGGAGCCAGCAACCACUCCUAAAGCUGCAACUACUAUGGAACCAACGACUACUCCUGAAGCAGCAACUACUAUGGAACCAACGACUACUCCUGAAGUAGCAACUACUAUGGAACCUACACCUACUCCAGAAACAGCAACUACUAUGGAACCAACGACUACUCCUGAAGUAGCAACUACUAUGGAACCUACACCUACUCCUGAAGCAGCAACUACUAUGAAACAAUCAACUGCUUUUACAGCUGCAAAUACAAAGGAAACAAGAACUACUUCUGAAGCUGCAACUACAGUGGAACCAACAACCACUUAUGAUGCUACAUCAACUGUGGAGCCUAAAACCACUCCCGAAGCUGCAGUGUCUACUGAAGGAGAGAUAGCCACAACUGAAGUACCAACCACUGCUGGCUGUCCCACCCUAUAUCCUCCAAUAGAAAAUGGUGUUGACCAGUCUGACGACAUUGGUAAUACUAUUAUACCCGGGUUUUUAGCACCCAAAGGUCACAGAAUUACCGUACUUCACACGAUCCCGGCUCCAUUUGAUGGCUAUGUCUGCAGCUUCUCGGCCUAUUUCCAAGACUCAGGUGCAGUCAAACUUCAGAUUUGGAGGGACUCGCCAGCGGAUGGUCAUCGAGCUUUUCAACUGAUAGGUCAAAGGGAGUAUGUACCCGAUAGUUCGGGGCCUAUUACGGUUUCGUUGACGGAUUGGUACAACCCACUGAGUUUGAAAGCAGGGGACUAUCUCGGAUUCGCCAACUUGGAUAAGAACAAAGGCAGCAUUACAGCCGCAAUUGGCUUUGUCGACACUCUUCAGACAACCAACUUUGAUGCUUUUCCCGAAGUAAAUGAUGUUUUGGAAGUGAAGAGCAUACUGACGUCAUACCUCUUUUCACUCUCUGCAACCCUCGCAACUCAUCCGGAAUUAUGUCCAAAUUAUGUUGCGCCUACAAAUCCACCAUGUUCAGCAGAAACAACGACUCCACAAACAGCAGCUCCAGGUACUACACCGAAGUCUGCUACAACGAUUCCUUCUGAUGUGAGCACUGAUACUCAGAUAACUACUGCUGCAGGAACAACACCGAAGACAGCUACAACGAGUACAGCGGAUGUAACCUCGUUUGCAAAGACUACAACAGAUCAAGGUUCUACACCAAAAUCUGCUACAACGGGUCCUUCUGAUGUGACCACUGAUGCUCAGACAACUGCUGCUACAGGAACAACACCAGAGCCAGCUACAACGACGCUAUCGGAUGUUACGACCACGGUCGCCAAGACAACAGCAGCUCCAGGUACUACACCUAAGUCUGCUACAACGUUUCCUUCUGAUGUGACCACUGAUGCUCAGUCAACUACUGCUGCAGGAACAACACCGAAGACAGCUACAACGAAUACAUCGGAUGUAACCUCGUUUGCAAAGACUACAACAGAUCAAGGUUCUACACCAAAAUCUGCUACAACGGCUUCUUCUGAUGUGACCACUGAUGCUCAGACAACUGCUGCUGCAGAAACAACACCAGAUCCAGCUACAACGCCGCUAUCGGAUGUAACAACGGUCGCCAAGACAACAGCAGCUCCAGGUACUACACCCAAGUCUGUUACAACGGCUCCAUCUGAUCUGACCACUGAGACAACUGCUGCUGCAGAAACAACACCAGAGUCAGCUGCAACGACGCUAUCGGAUGUAACAACGGUCACCAAGACAACAGGAGCUCCAGGUACUACAGCCAAGUCUGCUACAACGGCUUCUUCUGAUGUGACCACUGAUGCUCAGACAACUGCUGCUGCAGAAACAACACCAGAGACAGCUACAAUUACGCCAUCGGAUGUAACCACGGGCGCCAAGACAACAGCAGCUCCAGGUACUACAGCCAAGUCUGCUACAACGGCUCCUUCUGAUCUGACCACUGAGACAACUGCUGCUGCAGAAACAUCACCAGAGCCAGCUACAACGACGCUAUCGGAUGUAACAACGGUCGCCAAGACAACAGCAGCUCCAGGUACUACACCCAAGUCUGCUACAACGGCUCCAUCUGAUCUGACCACUGAGACAACUGCUGCUGCAGAAACAACACCAGAGUCAGCUUCAACGACGCUAUCGGAUGUAACAACGGUCGCCAAGACAACAGCAGCUCCAGGUACUACAGCCAAGUCUGCUACAACGGCUUCUUCUGAUGUGACCACUGAUACUCAGACAACUGCUGCUGCAGAAACAACACCAGAGCAAGCUACAACGACGCUAUCGGAUGUAACAACGGUCGCCAAGACAACAGCAGCUCCAGGUACUACAGCCAAGUCUGCUACAACGGCUUCUUCUGAUCUGACCACUGAUGCUAAGACAACUGCUGCAGAAACAACACCAGAGCCAGCUACAACGACACCAUCGGAUGUUACCACGGUCGCAAAGACAACAGCAGCUCCAGGUACUACACCUAAGUCUGCUACAACGGCUCCAUCUGAUCUGACCACUGAGACAACUGCUGCUGCAGAAACAACACCAGAGCCAGCUACAUCGACACCAUCGGAUGUUACCACGGUCGCAAAGACAACAGCAGCUCCAGGUACUACACCCAAAUCGGCUACAAUGGCUCCUUCUGAUGUGACCACUGAUGCUCAGACAACUGCUGCGCCAGAAACAACACCAAAGCCAGCUUCAACGACGCUAUCGGAUGUAACAACGGUCGCCAAGACAACAGCAGCUCCAGGUACUACAGCCAAGUCUGCUACAACGGCUUCUUCUGAUGUGACCACUGAUGCUCAGACAACUGCUGCUGCAGAAACAACACCAGAGCAAGCUACAACGACGCUAUCGGAUGUAACAACGGUCGCCAAGACAACAGCAGCUCCAGGUACUACAGCCAAGUCUGCUACAACGGCUUCUUCUGAUGUGACCACUGAUGCUCAGAUAACUACUGCUGCAGAAACAACACCAGAGCCAGCUACAACGACACCAUCGGAUGUUACCACGGUCGCAAAGACAACAGCAGCUCCAGGUACUACACCUAAGUCUGCUACAACGGCUCCAUCUGAUCUGACCACUGAGACAACUGCUGCUGCAGAAACAACACUAGAGCCAGCUACAUCGACACCAUCGGAUGUUACCACGGUUGCAAAGACAACAGCAGCUCCAGGUACUACACCCAAAUCGGCUACAAUGGCUCCUUCUGAUGUGACCACUGAUGCUCAGACAACUGCAGCGCCAGAAACAACACCAAAGCCAGCUACAACGACGCUGGCGGAUGUAACCACGGUCGCCAAGACAACAGCAGCUCCAGGUACUACACCUAAGUCUGAUACAACGGCUCCAUCUGAUCUGACCACUGAGACAACUGCUGCUGCAGAAACAACACCAGAGCCAGCAACAACGACACCAUCGGAUGUUACCACGGUCGUAAAGACAACAGCAGCUCCAGGUACUACACCCAAAUCUGCUACAACGGCUCCUUCUGAUGUGGCCACUGAUGCUCAGACAACUGCUGCGCCAGAAACAACACCAGAGCCAGCUACAACGACGCUAUCGGAUGUAACAACGGUCGCCAAGACAACAGCAGCUCCAGGUACUACACCCAAGUCUGCUACAACGGCUCCAUCUGAUCUGACCACUGAGACAACUGCUGCUGCAGAAACAACACCAGAGUCAGCUGCAACGACGCUAUCGGAUGUAACAACGGUCACCAAGACAACAGGAGCUCCAGGUACUACAGCCAAGUCUGCUACAACGGCUUCUUCUGAUGUGACCACUGAUGCUCAGACAACUGCUGCUGCAGAAACAACACAAGAGACAGCUACAAUCACGCCAUCGGAUGUAACCACGGUCGCCAAGACAACAGCAGCUCCAGGUACUACACCUAAGUCUGAUACAACGGCUCCAUCUGAUCUGACCACUGAGACAACUGCUGCUGCAGAAACAACACCAGAGCCAGCAACAACGACACCAUCGGAUGUUACCACGGUCGUAAAGACAACAGCAGCUCCAGGUACUACACCCAAAUCUGCUACAACGGCUCCUUCUGAUGUGGCCACUGAUGCUCAGACAACUGCUGCGCCAGAAACAACACCAGAGCCAGCUACAACGACGCUAUCGGAUGUAACAACGGUCGCCAAGACAACAGCAGCUCCAGGUACUACACCCAAGUCUGCUACAACGGCUCCAUCUGAUCUGACCACUGAGACAACUGCUGCUGCAGAAACAACACCAGAGUCAGCUGCAACGACGCUAUCGGAUGUAACAACGGUCACCAAGACAACAGGAGCUCCAGGUACUACAGCCAAGUCUGCUACAACGGCUUCUUCUGAUGUGACCACUGAUGCUCAGACAACUGCUGCUGCAGAAACAACACAAGAGACAGCUACAAUCACGCCAUCGGAUGUAACCACGGUCGUCAAGACAACAGCAGCUCCAGGUACUACAGCCAAGUCUGCUACAACAGCUUCUUCUGAUCUGACCACUGAGACAACUGCUGCUGCAGAAACAUCACCAGAGUCAGCUGCAACGACGCUAUCGGGUGUAACAACGGUCGCCAAGACAACAGCAGCUCCAGGUACUACACCAAAGUCUGCUACAACGGCUCCAUCUGAUCUGACCACUGAGACAACUGCUGCUGCAGAAACAACACAAGAGUCAGCUGCAACGACGCUAUCGGAUGUAACAACGGUCGCCAAGACAACAGCAGCUCCAGGUACUACACCCAAGUCUGCUACAACGGCUUCUUCUGAUGUGACCACUGAUGCUCAGACAACUGCUGCUGCAAAAACAACACCAGAGCAAGCUGCAACGACGCUAUCGGAUGUAACAACGGUCGCCAAGACAACAGCAGCUCCAGGUACUACAGCCAAGUCUGCUACAACGGCUUCUUCUGAUGUGACCACUGGUGCUCAGACAACUGCUGCUGCAGAAACAACACCAGAGCAAGCUACAACGACGCUAUCGGAUGUAACAACGGUCGCCAAGACAACAGCAGCUCCAGUUACUACAGCCAAGUCUGCUACAACGGCUUCUUCUGAUCUGACCACUGAUGCUCAGACAACUGCUGCAGAAACAACACCAGAGCCAGCUACAACGACACCAUCGGAUGUUACCACGGUCGCAAAGACAACAGCAGCUCCAGGUACUACACCCAAAUCUGCUACAACGGCUCCUUCUGGUGUGACCACUGAUGCUCAGACAACUGCUGCGCCAGAAACAACACCAGAGCCAGCUACAACGACGCUGGCGGAUGUAACCACGGUCGCCAAGACAACAGCAGCUCCAGGUACUACACCUAAGUCUGCUACAACGGCUUCUUCUGAUCUCACCACUGAUGCUCAGACAACUGCUGCUGCAGAAAGAACACCAGAGCCAGCUUCAACUACACCAUCGGAUGUAACAACGGUCGCCAGGACAACAGCAGCUCCAGGUACUACACCCAAGUCUGCUACAACGGCUCCAUCUGAUCUGACCACUGAGACAACUGCUGCUGCAGAAACAACACCAGAGUCAGCUGCAACGACGCUAUCGGAUGUAACAACGGUCGCCAAGACAACAGCAGCUCCAGGUACUACACCCAAUUCUGCUACAACGGCUUCUUCUGAUGUGACCACUAAUGCUCAGACAACUGCUGCUGCAAAAACAACACCAAAGCAAGCUAUAACGACGCUAUCGGAUGUAACAACGGUCGCCAAGACAACAGCAGCUCCAGGUACUACAGCCAAGUCUGCUACAACGGCUUCUUCUGAUGUGACCACUGAUGCUCAGAUAACUGCUGCUGCAGAAACAACACCAGAGCAAGCUACAACGACGCUAUCGGAUGUAACAACGGUCGCCAAGACAACAGCAGCUCGAGGUACUACACCCAAGUCUGCUACAACGGCUUCUUCUGAUCUGACCACUGAUGCUCAGACAACUGCUGCAGAAACAACACCAGAGCCAGCUACAACGACACCAUCGGAUGUUACCACGGUCGCAAAGACAACAGCAGCUCCAGGUACUACACCCAAAUCUGCUACAACGGCUCCUUCUGAUGUGACCACUGAUGCUCAGACAACUGCUGCGCCAGAAACAACACCAGAGCCAGCUACAACGACGCUGGCGGAUGUAACAACGGUCGCCAAGACAACAGCAGCUCCAGGUACUACACCUAAGUCUGCUACAAUGGCUUCUUCUGAUCUGACCACUGAUGCUGAGACAACUGCUGCUGCAGAAACAACACCAGAGCCAGCUUCAACUACACCAUCGGAUGUGACAACGGUCGCCAGGACAACAGCAGCUCCAGGUACUACAGCCAAGUCUGCUACAACGGCUCCAUCUGAUGUGACCACUGAUGCUCAGACAACUGCUGCUGCAGAAACAACACCAGAGACAGCUACAAUUACGCCAUCAGAUGUAACAACGGUCGCCAAGACAACAGCAGCUCAGGGUAGUACACCCAAUUCUGCUACGACGGCUCCUUCUGACAUGACCACUGGUGUCAUGACCACAGAUGAGGCAGUUACAACAUCGACCGUUGCAGCUGGUACCACAACAAAGUCUGCUACAACUGUUCCAUCUGAUGAUAUAACGACUCAAUCUGUUGUUAGCACUGAAGCGCUUACAACACGUGCGGCAAUAACCACACCAGAGUUUGCGACAACUCCUCCGUCGGAUGUGACCACGGAUGCCAAGACAACAGCAGCUGCAGGUACUACACUCAAAUCUGCUACACCAACGCCAUUUGAUGUGACCACUGAUGCCCAGACAACAGUUCUUCCCCUAACUGACCCUGGAACCUUCAUCCUUACAUCACAACCAAUCCAACAACAGGCCCGACUAAUAAAUUUCAAGCUCAUUGCAAGGAACACCGGUCCCGUGUACCUGCAAAUCUGGAGGAAGAUGAACACAAGUGAUGUCUCUGACGAAACAUACACAGUUAUUCAUACCCAGCUGUACGUCCCAACUCAAACAGGACAAGAACUCGUGAUCCCUACAGCUACCGAAGUCAUGCUUCAACUUGAUGACUUGAUUGGUUUCACCUCAACAAGUGCUGGUACUAUUGCAGUGAACAGAGUUUCACCAUCAGAUGGUUAUAGAUACGUCUAUAGGCCUGACAGCACGAUACCCUAUGUCAGUGAAGACUACAUCAUGCCUCUGUUAACGGAAACGAACAGGUUUUCCUAUUCUAUAGAAACAGAAACUUUUGGUAAUCCUCUUGUUGAUGGUAAGCCCGAUGACGACCACAGGUUCGUGCACAUCCUGCAGGGCUACAUCCCUCCCGCAGGAACAGUCAAGACGUUUAAUGCCUACUUCAAAAGAACUACACCAGUUACGAUUCAGGUUUACCGACCGACUGGCACACUGAACCAAUACACCGUUGUAGCAGAGGAGACCAUUAUACCAGAAUCAACAGGCAUCAGCUUGGUUCACCCAAAAACAAAGAUUGAUCUUCAAGACGGUGACAGAAUUGGCUUCAUCACAAUAGAUUUCGGAACAAUCGCUCACAAUAAUGGCGAUGAUGUCGUAUCAGUAACUGACCUUGGUUCUUCCGUGGCACCAGCGCCAGGCGAUACCAUCCUGGUAGCAGAUGUCGUCAACAGGACUUUCUCCCUUUCUGUAACAGUGGCAUCAUUUGACCCGGCCGAAAGCAUUUCAAACAAUGGUGGCAACCUACCCAUUCAAGAUGGAUCAGCAGGAUUACCCUACAACAACACAAUCUACAUCAUGGUGGAACAACCACUGGCUGCAGGUCGUAUGGUGUCCCUGCAAGUGUAUGCCAAAUCAACGUCAACGAUCGAGUUUCAGAUUUGGAAACUUUCUGGAGAAGUGUCGGAUUAUAACAGUCAGAAAUUUAUACUCGAAAGUGCAUUUGACUGGUUGCCUCCAUCUGCGGGAUAUCACAGGAUUGUAUUCCAAGAUACACUGACACUAGAUGGCGGCGAAUUCCUUGGGUUCAUGGUCAAAGGUAGCAAUGACAUCGCCACCAUCAACCAGGUUGGCAAUGUUCUUGGUGUACUUGAACUGGGGUCCUCUUCUCUUCCUGAUUUUGGAGAAACCAUUACAAUCUCAGAGUGGAUGGAAAAAAGAGUAUCACUGGCGCCUGAUGUCCUGAUAGAUGGUCCUCAGCCCACUCAAACUCCAACAACUGACAAUGUUAUUGGUUAUCCCUCUGAAGAUGGUUCCCCCGGCCCCUUUGAUCCACGCACAUAUAUUAUGACAUCGGAGCCAGUUCCACAACAAGCCCGACUUAUGAACUUCAAGCUUUUUGCAAAGGAAAGAAGCCCAGUUUACCUACAGAUCUGGAGGAAGACGAACGCAAAUGAUGUCUCAGAUGACACUUACACAGUUGUGCACAAUCAGCAGUACGUGCCAACACAAUCAGACCAGGAGCUUGUGAUCCAACCAUCUUCGGAAGUCAUGCUUCAAGCAGGCGACAUGAUUGGGUUCACUUUAAGUGAUUUCGCUGGUACUAUCGCAGUGAACCAUGUCUCCCCAUCUGAUGGUUAUCGAUAUGUCUAUAGAGCUGACGGCAGGAUUCCCUUUCCCACUUACAAUUACAGCAUGCCUCUGUUGACGGCAACAGACAGGUUUUCCUAUUCGAUUGAAACAGAAACCUUCGGUAAUCCUCUUGUUGAUGGUAAGCCCGAUGACGACCACAGGUUCGUGCACAUCCUGCAGGGCUACAUCCCUCCUGCGGGAACAGUCAAGACGUUUAAUGCCUACUUCAAAAGAACUACAACAGUAACGAUUCAGGUUUACCGACCGACUGGCACCCUGAACCAAUAUAGCGUUGUAGCAGAGGAGACCAUCAUACCAGAAUCUACAGGCAUAAGCUUGGUAUACCCAAAAACAAAGAUUGAGCUUCAAGACGGCGACAGAAUUGGCUUCAUCACAAACGAUUUCGGAACAAUCGCUUACAAUAAUGGCGAUGAUGUCGUAUCCGUAACUGCCCUUGGUUCUGCCGUGGCACCAGCGCCAGGCGAUACCAUCCUGGUACCAGAUGUCGUCAACAGGACUUUCUCCCUUUCUGUAACAGUGGAAUCAUUUGACCCGACCGAAAGCAUUUCAAACAAUGGUGGCAACCUACCAAUUCAAGAUGGAUCAGCAGGAUUACCCUACAACAACACAAUCUACAUCAUGGUGGAACAACCACUGGCUGCAGGUCGUAUGGUGUCCCUGCAAGUGUAUGCCAAAUCAACGUCAACGAUCGAGUUUCUGAUUUGGAAACUUUCUGGAGACUGGUCGGAUUAUAACAGUCAGAAAUUUAUACUCGAAAGUGUGUUUGAGUGGUCGCCUCCAAAUGCGGGAUAUCACAGGAUUGUAUUCCAAAGCCCACUGGCGCUAGGUGGCGGCGAAUUUCUUGGCUUCCUGGUCAAAGGUAGCAAUGACAUCGCCACCAUCAACAAGGUUGGCAAUGUUCUUGGUGUACUAGAACUCGGGUCCUCUUCUCUUCCUGAUUUUGGAGAAACCAUUACAAUCUCAGAGUGGGUGGAAAAGAGAGUAUCACUGGCGCCUGAUGUCCUGAUAGAUGGUCCUCAGCCCACUCAAACUCCAACAACUGACAAUGUUAUUGGUUAUCCCUCUGAAGAUGGUUCACCCGGCCCCUUUGAUCCACGCACAUAUAUUAUGACAUCAGAGCCAGUCCCACAACAAGCCCGGCUUGUGAACUUCAAACUUUUUGCAAAGGAAAGAAGCCCAGUUUACCUACAGAUCUGGAGGAAGACGAACGCAAAUGAUGUCUCAGAUGACACUUACACAGUUGUGCACAAUCAGCAGUACGUGCCAACACAAUCAGACCAGGAGCUUGUGAUCCCACCAUCUUCGGAAGUCAUGCUUCAAGCUGGCGACAUGAUUGGGUUCACUUUAAGUGAUUUUGCUGGUACUAUCGCAGUGAACCAUGUCUCCCCAUCUGAUGGUUAUCGAUAUGUCUAUAGAGCUGACGGCAGGAUUCCCUUUCCCACUUACAAUUACAGCAUGCCUCUGUUGACGGCAACAGACAGGUUUUCCUAUUCGAUUGAGACUGAAACCUUCGGUAAUCCUCUUGUUGAUGGUAAGCCCGAUGACGACCACAGGUUCGUGCACAUCCUGCAAGGCUACAUCCCUCCCGCAGGAACAGUCAAGACGUUUAAUGCCUACUUCAAAAGAACUACAACGGUAACGAUUCAGGUUUACCGACCGACUGGCACACUGAACCAAUAUAACGUUGUAGCAGAGGAGGCCAUCAUACCAGAAUCUACAGGCAUCAGCUUGAUCUACCCAAAAACCAAGAUUGAGAUUCGAGACGGUGACAGAAUUGGCUUCAUCACAAAAGAUUUCGGAACAAUCGCUUACAAUAAUGGCGAUGAUGUCGUAUCCGUAACUGACCUUGGUUCUGCCGUGGCGCCAGCGCCAGGCGAUACCAUCCUGGUACCAGAUGUCGUCAAUAGGACUUUCUCCCUUUCUGUAACAGUGGAAUCAUUUAACCCGGCCGAAAGCAUUUCAAACAAUGGUGGCAACCUACCUAUUCAAGAUGGAUCAGCUGGAUUACCCUACAACAACACAAUCUACAUCAUGGUGGAACAACCACUGGCUGCAGGUCGUAUGGUGUCCCUGCAAGUGUAUGCCAAAUCAACGUCAACCAUCGAGUUUCAGAUUUGGAAACUUUCUGGAGAAGUGUCGGAUUAUAACAGUCAGAAAUUUAUACUCGAAAGUGUGUUUAAGUGGUCGCCUCCAUCUGCGGGAUAUCACAGGAUUGUAUUCCAAAGCCCACUGGCGCUAGGUGGCGGCGAAUUCCUUGGCUUUAUGGUCAAAGGUAGCAAUGACAUCGCCACCAUCAACCAGGUUGGCAAUGUUCUUGGUGUACUAGAACUCGGGUCCUCUUCUUUUCCUGAUUUUGGAGAAAACAUUACAAUCUCAGAGUGGGUGGAAAAAAGAGUAUCACUGGCGCCUGAUGUCCUGAUAGAUGGUCCUCAGCCCACGCAAACUCCAACAUCUGACAAUGGUGAGUGA